UCCAUUUCUCUUCGAAAACGGACGAUAGCCAGUUCGGUUAAUCGGACUUUUUUUCUCUGUCGCUGCGCGUUAUGGAACGUUGAUCGAGCAACAAUCACCCGCGACCAUUGAUUAUUCCAUUCGCUGUUCUUCGGUCGCACGAAUUCCACCGAAUCUGAAACUGUGAUUUACGGCUUCGUUGAAGCCCAGCAGUGUUUCAAUUGUGCCCACAGAGUACAUCGUCGAACGUCGGUUCGAAUGAACUAAUUAUACCCUCGUAUGGAGUAAUCGUUCCAUAAGAUAUUUGCAAUUUGUACGAUCCGGCUCGCAGUCGUCUUGUCUCCGCAGAUAAGUAUGCAACACCCGAAGUAUAAUUUUGCUCGGCACGGUGAGAAAGAGAAACUGUCGGCGAAGGCGUUUAAUAAAGAAAAUGAAGAUACAAGAGAAUUACAUAAGAUGAAACAGACUCGGCCGUGCCACAAUGUGCUAUAAUGAAGCGGUAGACUAUGUACGGUGUGUCUAAAUAUACGGUGCGAACUACAAAAGCGCGAUCGUUCGUACCAGAGUAUAGUGAACCGUGGGGUUUUCUCUGUUUUCUGGAAUAUCGAGUUUGAAAAUCCUCCGGACACGUGCGACUGUCUGCGAUUGGCUACCGCGUACGAUCAGGCACGUUCGCGGAGCGCGUUUGGCUACUGUUUCUACAUACGUAUAAAGACGUCAAAAACAUCCAAGCUUUUGGAGGCUUGACCAAUGGAAUCCCAAAAUGUUUGCGACAUUUGCGGGGAGCUUGCGACUCAUAAGUGUAGUGCCUGUGAAAAUGUUUAUUACUGUUGCAAAGAACAUCAGAAGAAGGGUUGGAAGAAACACGCUAAGAUCUGCAAACCAUACAAGUUAACAGAAGACCCGGUUCUGGGUCGCCAUUAUGUGGCCACAAGAAACAUCAAAGCAGGAGAAAUCAUUAUCAAAGAGGAGCAGCCUCUGUUCACCGGCCCCAUGUUUAAUUCCGUUCCCGUGUGUUUGGGAUGCUUCGUCGCGCUGCAGAAAGAUAGCGCUGUACCUUGCCCAAAAUGCGGAUGGCCUCUUUGUCCGAGCUGCAAGCAGCACGGAUUGGAAUGUGAUUUCACUUCGUCUCGCAGAACUGAAAAGGUAUCGAUCACAGAAUUCGCCAUCUCACACCCAAGUUACGAAUGUAUAAAUGUUAUAAAAACAUUGUCUAUGAAGCAUGCUAAUCCAGAAACGUAUAAAAAAUUGUUAUCGCUUGAGAGUCACACCGAUGAUAUUAUUGAAAAGCAGAGCUUCACUUUUGAGGCGACAUUAAAAAUUAUGCAUUUCAUCAGAAGAUUUUUCAAAUCGGACGAUAUAGCCGACGAAGAAAUUACAAGAAUCGUUGGAAUCCUGCAGGUUAACGGGCACGAAGUUCCACUUACAGAACCUCCACACCUUGCAGUUUACGAGUUAGGAUCAUUAAUCGAGCACAAUUGCAAAGCAAACUGUUCAAAAAGCUUCACGGAUAAAGGUGGCUUGAUUAUUCACACCGCGACGCCUAUAGCAAAAGGAGAUCAUAUUUCCAUCUGCUACACAGAUGCGUUAUGGGGUACUGUAAAUAGGAACCACUAUCUGUACCAUACAAAAUUUUUUUAUUGCAUCUGCGACAGAUGCAAGGACCCUUCUGAAUUCGGCGUAAUGUUUAACGCCUUAAAAUGCAAGAAAAUAGAUUGUCCUGGAUACGUUUUGCCAGAAACAUUCCUCGGAACAGAACCAAAACCUUACAUAUGCGGAACCUGUAAAUUAUCGAUGAGCCACGAAGAGGUGGAACAAAUUUUGGAAAGGGUUGGCACAGACCUCUCGAGAACAAAGAAAAACAACAUCGCCGCAUGCCACGAAUUUCUACAACAUUACAGGGACAUUCUACACCCUAAUCAUUUUUACAAUGUCGACAUUAUUAUUGCUUUGUUUCAAAUGAUUGGACAACAAGGGGCAGAAACGAUGACUGAUAAUCUCCUGGUCGAAAAAAUCGAACUGUGCAAGAAGCUCGAUAAUUUACUCCGAAUCAUCGCACCUGCUGAAAAUCGACUUCGAGGACUUCUUCUUUUCGAGAUCCAUGUAGCCCUUGCAGAAUUCACUAAGAGACACCUGGAAGAAGACACUUUAAUGUUAUUAAUGGAAUCAAAGAAGUGUUUACUUGAAUCUUAUGAACUAUUGAAAUACGAGCCGAAAGUACUACCGGAAGGAAUGAUUGCGCACCAAAUUAACUUCAACCUACAAAAGAUGAAUGCAGUUUUAGAACAUCUUAAUAUCAAAUCCUGAAACAACGAUUCAUAGCAAUCUGGGGAUAACUUGACAUUUUGUGCUACUUUUUAAACAUUUAUUUCACAUUGUCUAAAGUUUAGACAAAAUAAUGCAAAAAUGAUAAUUUCUAAAUUGAAAUAAUGGGGCAUAACAAAUCACUUUAUAUAUUUAAACCAAUACUUUUAGAAGAUUAUUUUGAACAUAAGCGUUCCAUGUGUAUAUCCUAGAUUAUAUGCAUUCUACAAUUCUCAAUAGAACGUUAUUUUGUGUGAUUGCAAAACGUUAAAUAUAUUUAAAUAUAUUUAUAAGUUAAUUUUUAAGAAUUAAUUCCUAAAAUUUUAAAAUUGAUUCUUGUAAAUUUUCAGGAGUGACACAAAUAUAAAUCAGAAAAAUAAAAUCGUAGAAAUAAUUUAUAUAAAAAAAAGACGUUCUUGGAAACCGUAAUGCCAUGGUUGUAAGAGUAUAAAGUGAUGUUUCAAUUGAUAAAUUAUAAACUAGUUUUAAAAAAUGGCUUUCUGUUUUUUUUCUCGUUUACAGUCACCGUUGCUACCCCCCAUAUGUGGGGGUAGCAUGAGUUGUCACUCUUCAUUUUCCGAUAACUCGGUAUAUCCCUUAUUCAACUGUAUUAUCACAUGAUCAUUCAAAACAUUGUGAAAAUCUCUACUGGUUUGAUUACUCGCAUACUGUUUCCAUUUUAUAGAAUCGGUGGGAAAAGUUCUUUCCCUAGGUAUUUCAUCAAAUAUGGAGAAUCAAAAGCAGCAUUCUGCUUUUUUACUACCGAAAAGGUACUGUUCAAGCAAAAAAAUAUUGUGUGAUGUGUAUGGAGAAGAUAGUUGUUCUGAAAGUAAUUUCGCUUUUGCAAAAUAUGCCGAAAAUGCUGCUUUUGAUUUUCCAUGUUUGAUGGAAGACCUACAAAACAAUUGCACAGUAUCAAACAAAAUUUUUAACGAAUAAGCUUUGAGAUAUCAGCUGUCAAAAUAUAUGAGCCAUUUAUUUUGAAA
Molecule: messenger RNA, 3269 nt
Organism: Megalopta genalis
Lineage: Eukaryota; Metazoa; Arthropoda; Insecta; Hymenoptera; Halictidae
Product: SET domain-containing protein SmydA-8
Molecular function (GO): protein binding
Source: RefSeq, a predicted model, not a curated record